Molecule: messenger RNA, 1704 nt
Organism: Acanthochromis polyacanthus (spiny chromis)
Lineage: Eukaryota; Metazoa; Chordata; Actinopteri; Pomacentridae
Product: interferon-induced very large GTPase 1-like
Molecular function (GO): GTP binding
Source: RefSeq, a predicted model, not a curated record
AUGGAAGGAGGAGCAAAUGAGAGAGAAAUAGCCAAUGGAUUGGUGGAAAAACUUCAUGAAGCCAUCAAAACCUCAUCAGUGUCUUCAACAACCAUUGACAGAAUGUCUGACAAAGCAGCUGAAUUUGGCCUUUCUGUAGAUGAAUGCAGGUGUGAUGACCAAAAGAAGGCAGCUGAAAAGAUUGUAAAUGAUAUUCAAGAGCAAAGUGACUACAAGAAACAACAACUUCCUUUGCAAGGAGACAACUGGAAAAAGCUAUCACAAUUACAAAAGGAAGAAUGUAGAUUGAAGAAUUGUGGUGACUUAGGAGUGGAAGAGUAUAAAUGUCAGCUGCAGGAGAAGGAAAAGCAAAUCAAACAGGAGCAACGGAAAUGCAAACUGUCUGAAGGAAUGAAGACUUUUAUUGAGAAUUUAUCAACAAAUGACAAAAAAAAGAGAUUUUUUUUCCUGAAGUGGAUGAAACUCAAGCUUGAUACAAAAUCACGCAGCAAACUGUCUGUACUGCACAACAGUUUCAAACAGGCAAGCAAAAAGAGAGAUGCAAAACAAAUUGCAGAGUUGAAUGAAAUGAUGUUGAAUAGUUCUUUAGGAACAGAGCAUUACAUGAGAGAGAUGGGACUGAUCUACGAGUUUUCCUUUGACUCACAAGAAAGGACUGCUAGCACGUCUCAUCUGCCAGGUUUGGCUGCUGAAAUGCUGUUGGAUGGAUAUCCUUUAGAGCUCUUGGAUGGAGCUGCUUCCAAUAUCCCACAGAGAUGGGUCACAGAUGUGCUGAUGGAGCUCUACAAGAAGGUUGGAGAGAGGAGCAGAUUGUUGGUACUGACUGUGUUGGGGGUUCAAAGUUCAGGGAAGUCAACGCUCCUCAACACCAUGUUUGGUGUGCAGUUUCCUGUCAGCAGUGGCAGAUGCACAAGAGGAGCUUAUAUGGUCUUCCUUCCAGUGGGACAAGAUUUGAAACAAGAACUCAAUUAUGACUUUGUAGUUCUCAUUGACACAGAAGGUCUAAAAUCUCCUGACCUGGCACAACUAGAAGACCGUUAUGAACAUGACAACCAGCUGGCAACCUUUGUCAUUGGCUUGAGUGAUGUCACCAUCAUCAACAUUGCAAUGGAGAAUGCAACUGAAAUGAAGGAUGUCUUGCAAAUCACAGCUCAUGCAUUCUUGAGAAUGAAGCAAAUUGGGAAAAAGCCAGUUUGUCAUUUUGUCCACCAAAAUGUUGCAGGAGUCUCAGCUCAUUCCAAGUGCAUGACAGAAAGACAACAUCUCUUGGACCAACUCAAUGAAAUGACUCAAAUUGCAGCUGAAAUGGAAAGACAGUCCUCUAUCAAAGCAUUCACAGAUGUGCUGGACUAUGACAUAGAAAAAAACAACUGGAACAUCCCAGGACUCUGGCAUGGAACCCCUCCGAUGGCACCGGUGAACACAGGUUACAGUGAAGCUGUGGCAGAUUUCAAGAAAAAUCUUUUGGAGUCAAUGAAAAGUGACGGAGGCAAUGACCCUGCACAGAUCCCACAGUUUCUAGAGGGGGUGAAAAGUCUCUGGAAGGCAGUGAAGUACGAGAACUUCAUCUUCAGUUUCAGAAACACUCUUGUGGCUCAUGCAUAUAACAACCUUUGCAAAGACUUCACUCAGUGGGAAUGGGAGUUCAGAAAAGAGAUUCUCUCCUGGCAGACGGAAGCAGAGCAUUUAAAUCAAAAAUGCUGA